AUGCACCACUCCAUGUCUUGUCUGUGGAGCUCGAGUUGUGCUUCGGCGACGUUGUGGUGGAACUUCUACGAAGAUUACGUAAGUGUUUUUUUUUGCAAUAAUAAUUUGCUGUUGCGGCUGUGCGCCUGUCCGCGGAUUACCUUCCUCCUCCAGCGCGUCCCUUAUAGCGUCGCUCCCCAAGCUUUCAACGAUUCCUACAGGGACAUUCUCAGUGCGUUCGGACGCAUUGCCGGCAUUACCGAAGAACUCGACACGGCUGACGAAGUCACCCGCGGGCGCAUCGCCCUGCCCCUCAGGCACGGCGGCCAAGGCCUCACCGACCCCUCUCACAUCGCAGACCAGGCCUUGGUCGCCAAUUGGGCAGCAUGCGCUCCGCUCCUGGCCAACAAAGCCCCCGCGCUCUCCGACAUCGCCAACGAGAUUUCAGGCCCGCGCCGCAGCGCACGCAACGCCGCCACCACCCGUCGACGGGAGCCCAACCAAAGCGGCCCUUGCCAUGGACACAUACGGGCUGCGUGGGACAGAAUCCGCAGUCUCGGAGACGAAGAGCAGAAAAUCCUGGCAGUGGGUUUCUCCGAGUCCGCCGGUGAAGUUUUCCCUGUGAAAGGACUGCAGCGCACGCUCUCACACCUGGAACACGAGCGCCGGUACAAGGGACUCUUCCAUGACGCAUCCCCCGAAGUAUCGGCCGCCAUGCACUCCCUCUCGAGCCCCCACGCAAUAACAUGGCACCGCGUCUGCCCCUUCGAGCCGCGGCUCCAGAUUGCCUCGGACCUCUGCAAGAUGCGGAUUCGACAGGAACUCGACCUCCCCAUGCCCUGCCUCACCGACGGGCACAACAACCAGCGUCUCGCGUACUGCUGCAACCCGCCCCACGCGGCCCUCGAACCUCGCCACGCUUUCAACCACCUAAUCUGCGUCCACACCAGCAACGCAGGAGGCAACCAGACCAGGACACACGACAAGGUAAAAUUCGCCGUUCAGGCGGUCUGCAAGCUGGGCGGCCUGACUACGUUCACCGAGCCAAUCGGCGAGAUACCGGGUACCACGAACCGGGAAGGCAACACCAACAGCCUGCGACCAGACAUCCGAGUCGACGGCCUGCGAGACACCGGCAUCACAAUCCUCGCAGACGUCUCCAUCACCCACAUCAUGGACUCGGCAGCCAACCACACGAGCCAACCACGACCCCGCCAAGGCAACUCGGCCCCCAACAGCGAUCCCAUCAUGAAACGCGAGACUGAGAAGAACAACAAGUACAAGACAGCGGCUGCGGCGGUGCAUAAGGAAUUCAUCCCGCUCGUGAUGGACACGUACGGACGAAUGGGCAAACCGUUCCUCAACCUCCUCAAAGACGUCGCCGCACACACCGCCCACCGAGCCUCGGGCAACGUCAACGAGCGAACGCAAGCCAUCUACGACUCCAUCGACCCGCCGAACGAGCUCCGAAACCGAAUCCACCUCCGCAACCUCGCCCUCGUACACGUCGCGCUUAUCAUCUCGCUCAUGCAAAGGGUCGCCGGAUCGACCGUCACCAACGACCGCCAGCACGGCGCUCGUGGCGGAAUAUACGGUGCACACGAACACUACGUGCAGCCGUACCCGGUCACUAACUUUUAA
Molecule: messenger RNA, 1620 nt
Organism: Micromonas commoda
Lineage: Eukaryota; Viridiplantae; Chlorophyta; Mamiellophyceae; Mamiellales; Mamiellaceae
Exons: 2
Coding region: 1-1620 (539 amino acids)
Source: RefSeq, a predicted model, not a curated record